Messenger RNA from Cyphellophora attinorum, 2190 nucleotides. Its product is annotated as 3-O-alpha-D-mannopyranosyl-alpha-D-mannopyranose xylosylphosphotransferase. Gene Ontology annotation, molecular function: UDP-N-acetylglucosamine-lysosomal-enzyme N-acetylglucosaminephosphotransferase activity. The coding region runs from base 1 to 2190 and encodes 729 amino acids. Lineage: Eukaryota; Fungi; Ascomycota; Eurotiomycetes; Chaetothyriales; Cyphellophoraceae. Gene Ontology annotation, cellular component: Golgi apparatus. The transcript has 2 exons. The record is from RefSeq and is a predicted model, not a curated record. Gene Ontology annotation, biological process: N-glycan processing to lysosome; carbohydrate phosphorylation.
AUGUCUUCACGACUGUCCCGAAGAUGGCUUGCAGAUCUUCCACGACGGCCGAAACCGAGGAGGGCUGUACUGACCUGGAUGUUCCUGUUGGCUUUCGUAUGGGCAGUAUUCACAUAUCGCAAUCACCCACCACAGCUGCGGCCGCGGCGUGGGAGCAUUCCUCCUGCAUACCACGAAGCGCGCUCGGAGAAGCGACCGAUGCUUGAACCGGUCGUUGCAAGUUCGAAGGCCGCACAGCUGAAUGAGGCACAAGAUCCAGUGGCAUUUCAGCCUGAGAAAGAUCUCACCACUGGCGCAUCGCGUGGUACAGCCGCGUCACUGCCAACGGCGAAAGCAAGUGCUCCGACCACCAAUCGAACAGCAGCAUCCUCGGUCAACCACCAGAGAAUGCAUGGCAGUCGCGAGAAGGCCUCUGCAGUGCAUGUAUCUGCAGGAAAAGCACAUACAGAGAUAGACUCGCCAGACAAGGCUACGACACAAGAAGACAGUUCUGUGCAAACGGACCCAGAGACGCUGCCGGAUUUCAUCUUCGUGCCAUUCGAGGAUGUUGUCCAUGGUGUAGAUCUCGAGGGCUGGGAAGACCGCUGGAUCAGCGAGGCCGAGUACGACGCCAUCGAGCAAGGCCGUCUCGUGGAGCCACGGAUUGACUUCGUAUACCUAUGUAAGGCCAUCCGCGGGGUCAACGGCUCCGACGACGAAUUUCGUGCAACUAUGUUGCCGUUCGAGCUCGAGUCGGUUCUGAACGACCGUGAGGGCGUGUGGAUAGCAUCGCAUGGGGUCAACAGAUAUCGAGAUUGGGACGAGUUGCGGUAUUCUCUGCGGAGCGUCCAUGAAAAUGCUGGUCACUUCCGCAACAAGCUUCAGAUCGUCGUCAACACGAUUGGGAAUGCUUCAACCGCAACGACACGUAGGCGACAGACACCGUCAUGGCUCCGCGACGCAGAGGAGAACGGUGUGCAGGUGAUUGCUCAGGAUGAUUUCGUCGAACGGCAGCGAGCAGAAUGCUUGCCAACAUUCAACUCGUUGACUAUCGAAAAUCAAUUGUUCAACUUGCCGUCCGACAUAGAUCAGUUCUUCGCCAUGUCAGAUGAUAUGCUUCUUGGAGCGCGACACGCACCAUCCGAUGUCUACUCACCUUUGUACGGGCCUGUCAUGGGAUUCAAGACAAAUUCUUACAGUGCUGUUAACCAACCAACAGAAGCCGAUGCCAAACGAUUUGGGGAAAAGCCGUUCCUGAUAUACACAUCCUGGUUGCUCAAUCGUCGCUUUGGUGUCCGAAAACGCAAGGGACAAGGCCACUUCGGUCAUUCUCUAUCACGAAGCGUGAUGAAGGAAGCCAUCACCUCCUUUCCGAAGCCGGAGUUUGAAAGUGCUUGCAAACGCUUUCGUGGAGAACCAGGCUUCCAGCUAUAUUCGUGGUAUCUGAGCUUUCACUAUCUCAUAGAAAGGUUCCGGGAGGCGCUGAUCUGGAGUUAUGUUAUGCUGCGAAGCGAUGUUGAUGACGAUGGGACGCUUUCGUGGAAGGAGCGCCAGCGUAUAGUCAAGGAGAUCAAGGAAGGCACCAAGAAUAUCGACAAAUCGUCCUUUCGCAAAAGACACUAUUACCAUGCAGCAGCAUUUCUUGAGAAGGCUGGACUUGAGCCCCCACAAGUCAACACCAACAUCCAGUGGACUUCAUGGGACGGUCCGGUGUCAAUGCAAAACGUGGACUGCUCUGAUUUUAACAUUGAUGAUUGUUUAGGACCAGGGUUUUCAUACGUGAAGGAAUCGGCUAAGAACCCGCUCUUCAGCACGACGAACGUGUUUGAUAGAGCCGCUCGGCAGAUCCCUCACUGUGGCGACUGCUUGAUCAGAAUACUUCUGCACCAGGUUAGGCAGGGUCUGUCGCCGCUCCUGCCACAGGCAGACGCGCAGGCCGAUAAACGAGAGCUGGUAGUCAAGAUUUUGAUGCGGUACAAGUAUACCAUUAUGGAACCAACAAAUCAGCUGUUUGUCAUGGUGACGGAUGCCGACCAAGUUGAUAGCACGCUCACAAGGAAGUAUGUGCGUGAGGGCAAGCAGGUUCCUGGCCAGAUGUGCUUGAACGAUGACGUCUCAACCACAGACGAGGCCGAAUUGGCGGAUACACGUCAAGCGAUGGCCGAGUUGCUGGAAGGGUUGUUUCCUGUGAAAGCAGAUUGGGAGAAAUGA